UAUGCUACGUAAAAUUGCGUCAAACGUGUCGCAAUUUUACGGAACUACGCGGGAGGAGGGUUUGAGUGAGAGACUACAGUAGACGCAUGAUCAUAUCCCCAGUGAGAAAGGCACGGUAUAAGGGGAGUGCUGAAAUCAUCAGUUUGACUUUAGGACGGAUUCAGUUGGAGUUCUACUGGUGGAGGACACAUUUGGCUGGAAUAACACGAGAGGGCACACAAUUAUCUCCGUCAGUGGAAACGGAUAAAGCUUGAAAAUGCCCUAUGCCGAUGACAAAUUGUAUCAUGGAUACCUCCGGCAAAACAUGGGGAAGUUUGUGUCUGUAGUCAGAGUGAGAGAGAUCCUCCCCCAUCUUCCCUGCCUCACUCAAUCAGACCGGGAUGAAAUUGAGGCAAAGCGAGACAGCACGGGCAACUACAAUGCCAUGCAACUCCUGCUGGAUUGUCUGAAGAGGAGGGAAAACUGGCCCAGUCAGUUAAUCAGAGCCCUGGAGUGCUGUGAGCACCUGGAACUAGCUAAUGAAAUCCGGGCUGAAUAUGAGUCUUUGAAAGUCCCACGCAAUGGCAGUGUUUCUGCUCCUUCAGUGAAUGCCACCCCAUCUCCCGCUCCACAUCCCAGCUCCCCAAGGCACACUACCCCUGAAACUCAGACCACAGCAGUGGUGACCCCCUCUGGGCAUGUUGCUCCUCAACCAGGGGCAGCCUCUGGUGAUGACAGUUUGGUCCCUAACCACAUGGAGGUCCCAGCUGUAGCAGUCCCAUCUCAAAGCCCUGCAGCACAAUCAGAGGGAAAUCCCCCUUCAGCUUCUCCCCAGGCUGCUCCAUCGCCACCAUCCAGUGCCCCCGUGGCCCCAGUAACCCCCACCUCUGCUCCUGCAGUAAUUCCUCCUGCCCCCCAGGUGUCCCCAGUGAAAUCACCAGUUCAGGACACCCACCCACCAGCUGUUGAUGCCAUCAGGGAGCCUGUAGAGAACUCUGAUCCAACUUUUAAUCAGGUCGCUGCAAGCCGUCGAAAUGCACAGCCCCUUCAGGGGAGCCCCGCCCAGCAGGCCCCCACCAGGCCCGUCGUUUCCAGCGCUAACGCCGAUCACACUGACAGCCGCGCGUCUCCCUCCCCCGCCGCGGGUGUGGCUGUGGAUGAAGACGAGUGCUUCAGCAAACCGGGGACGCUGCGCUCCUUCCGCGAUGUCCUCGUCCCCCGGGCUGUGGGGGGCGCAGAGGGCCCAGGGCUCCUGCCGGUGGCGGAGGAGCCGUACUCCGGCGGCUCCAGUCGCCUGCAGAUCAGCGGUUCCACCUCGGAGGGCAGCGCGUCCGUAGCCAGUGCGCUGUCAUGGAACGAGCCGGAGGAGGACCACUACGAGUCCGUCCGUCAGAGCCUCCUCAGCGGCCAGGACGUGCGGGUGAGCGUGGGCCAUGUGUCCGAGGGCGCCCCCAUCCCAAACUACGCGGGGCAGACCCCAGCUGCGCCCUCCGAGAACUGCCACCUGGGGACAGGUGCUGGCCCAGGGCAGCGGCAGUCAGAGCCAGAAAGAGAGCACAGUCUGCUUAAGAAGUACUACAUCCCUGCUGCUGCCAUUGCUGGUGUGUCUGCCCUGGUGAUGUUGUGGAGGCUGAGAAAUUAGAUGGGGUUAAAGGCUAAGGGAUGGAAGAGGGUACUGCACAAUUUUGAAAAAUCUUAUGCACUGUCUAGAACUUUCAGUAUAAAUCUAUUGGAUGGAUCAGGUGUAUUACUG
Messenger RNA from Megalops cyprinoides (Indo-Pacific tarpon), 1732 nucleotides. Its product is annotated as mitochondrial antiviral-signaling protein-like. NCBI's taxonomy places the organism in Eukaryota, Metazoa, Chordata, Actinopteri, Elopiformes, Megalopidae. The transcript has 6 exons. The coding region runs from base 257 to 1621 and encodes 454 amino acids. The record is from RefSeq and is a predicted model, not a curated record.